Molecule: messenger RNA, 338 nt
Organism: Aedes albopictus (Asian tiger mosquito)
Lineage: Eukaryota; Metazoa; Arthropoda; Insecta; Diptera; Culicidae
Exons: 2
Coding region: 30-338 (102 amino acids)
Source: RefSeq, a predicted model, not a curated record
AGUUUGCGCCAAUUAAAAGUCGAGCAGCCAUGGAAGAAAGCGUGGAAAGUGUUGCGACUACCACCGCCGGCGGCGGCGGAAUCGAGGAGAAGGAAGCGGUGGUGCGGGUGGUGGGCAAGUGGAAGGGCAAAAUGAGCAAGUUUCGCAUCAGCUACAGUGCACUGGAAACGUACGACGGGACGACACCGAGCGCUGGUGGCGGAGGCGGAAACUGUGGCAGCAGCUAUGGCGGAGGUCCCAACGGAUCCCGGCGGGGGUCCAAGUUUUUCCAGAGGCCACGCUCGAUGUCCGCCUGGAGCGACAUCAGUCGCAGUAGCAUGCGGUUGGAUGAGAGGUAA